ACUGCUCGAAUGCUUCAGUCAGCGCUCGAGGGAACUGAGGACUAGAGCUAGAGAGAGCUGAGAGAAAGAAGAGGAAGAUGGGCUCCAGCAGAGUUGGUAGAGUUUCAGUUGUUCUUCUACUGCUCAUCGUCGUUUUGGUUUGCGCCGCAGGAGGCAGGGGUCUGGCCGAAGAAAAGAUUCAGAAGGACCAUCGCAACGCUGCACACAAGGAGGGAACGACAGCUCUAGGCAGUCAUCCAAGGAACCUCAUGGUGAAGACGAAUGACUACGGCCGCUACGACCCGACUCCAGCGUUCUCCAGGCCUCGCUUCAAGCCUAUACCUCACUGAUGGACAUGACCGUUGCUCUGCUCCUGCACAGUCAUAAAUAUGGUUAAACUAAUUAACAACAUAUAUACGUAUAUAACUAAAUCAGAAUUGAUGAGUAUAGUACUAUGGUUGUCAUUUCUGUAAGGUAUGCGAACCACUGGUUCGGGCACUGUUUUCCUAAGUUUGUAACUGAUAUAAGAGUAAGGGUUGUACUGUAUGUCCAAUGUUAUAUUUAUAGUUAUGCAAUAUGCCACAAAAACAAUAUGUUUA
Triticum dicoccoides is the source of this 578-nucleotide messenger RNA. RefSeq lists its product as uncharacterized. NCBI's taxonomy places the organism in Eukaryota, Viridiplantae, Streptophyta, Magnoliopsida, Poales, Poaceae. The record is from RefSeq and is a predicted model, not a curated record. The coding region runs from base 78 to 329 and encodes 83 amino acids. The transcript is spliced from 3 exons.